AUGGACCCGCGAUUGCGAGCGGCUGCCCUCAAGCGUGACCUCGCGGCCCUUAAUCGCGCUCUGGCCGAGGGCGCUGACCCGAACGCCAUGGACGCUGACGGCUACACGCCUUUGAUCUUUGCGGUGUGCAACAAUAACACAGAUUGCGUCGCGAAAUUGAUCGAGGCCGGCGCGCACCCGGAUUGUUACACAGACAAGGGUCGAACGCCGCUAAACUCAGCCGCCUCGAGUGGGUACACAGAAACAAUUCGCGUGCUUUUGGCCAGCGGUGCUCAGGUUGAUUUUGUUCCACCAUAUGGGUAUGGGUCCCUUACACCGCUGCACUACGCAAUUGAUUUUGGGCACGCUCAAGCUGUCCGUGCGCUACUAGCGGCUGGCGCUGACGUAAACCGCCGCAGUGAAGACUUUUCGAAGCCUGUGUCGCCGCUCGUCAGAGCCAUCAGGUUCACCACUUGUCCACACCGAAGGAGGGGCGAAAACGCAGACCACUCCAUUAUUACGGUGCUCUUACGUGCUGGCGCGUCCAUCAACGAACCCGCAGUUACAGAGUUUUUUGAACUUUUGGACGAGACCAACGCCUUUAUCAGCCCUUCCGAAAGGAAAGUCAUUGAGUACGUGCAAGCCGUGCACACGGCCGGCGGCUUUCCUGCCUACGCGAGGGGACACCGCUCCAUGUUCGCGGCAAUUUUUAGCCGCGGUAGGCGCCUCCCUGCUGACGUUAUUCCGAAGAUCGUGGAAUACUGGGCCCAUCUCGGAUGCUACCAGUACCAAGUCCCCGGGACCGGCGGG
Pelagomonas calceolata is the source of this 789-nucleotide messenger RNA. The record is from the annotation of a GenBank genome assembly. NCBI's taxonomy places the organism in Eukaryota, Pelagophyceae, Pelagomonadales, Pelagomonadaceae.